Molecule: messenger RNA, 2564 nt
Organism: Onychomys torridus (southern grasshopper mouse)
Lineage: Eukaryota; Metazoa; Chordata; Mammalia; Rodentia; Cricetidae
Gene: Nudt11
Product: nudix hydrolase 11
Exons: 2
Coding region: 387-881 (164 amino acids)
Biological process (GO): diphosphoinositol polyphosphate metabolic process; adenosine 5'-(hexahydrogen pentaphosphate) catabolic process; diadenosine pentaphosphate catabolic process
Cellular component (GO): nucleus; cytoplasm
Molecular function (GO): bis(5'-adenosyl)-pentaphosphatase activity; diphosphoinositol-polyphosphate diphosphatase activity; endopolyphosphatase activity
Source: RefSeq, a predicted model, not a curated record
CUGUGCGGAGGCGCGGGCUCCAGUCGGGGGCUGUGCGGAGGCGCGGGCUCUGGGCUCCCGGCUCCAGGCGGCGGAAGCGGCGCCUCCAAUCAGGCGGCGGGCUCGCGACCCUCGGCGCACCCGGCCGGCGCUGCCCGCCCCGCGGACUGACGGACGCGCCGGCUCGCCCCCGCCCCCGCGCCCGCCCCCGCCUAGUCUCCCCGGGCUCGGGCUCGGCUCAGACUCCGCUCUGCUCUUCUCUUCUGCAGCCCUCGCUUUCCCUGCCCGCAGCAGCUCCUCCUCGGCUGCGCGGCGGCGGCGGCGGCGGCGGCGGAGGCGGCCAGCUCGGCAGCUGCAAGCGACCACACACACAGGCGGCAGCGGCAGCGGCAGCGGCGGCGCCGAGGAUGAAGUGCAAGCCGAACCAGACGCGGACCUACGACCCCGAGGGCUUCAAGAAGCGCGCCGCGUGCCUGUGCUUCCGCAGCGAGCGCGAAGACGAGGUGCUCCUGGUGAGCAGCAGCCGCUACCCCGACCGCUGGAUCGUGCCCGGCGGGGGCAUGGAGCCCGAGGAGGAGCCGGACGGCGCGGCGGUGCGCGAGGUGUACGAGGAGGCGGGAGUCAAGGGGAAGUUGGGCCGGCUGCUGGGCGUCUUCGAGCAGAACCAAGAUCGCAAGCACCGGACCUACGUGUUCGUGCUCACCGUCACCGAGCUGCUGGAGGAUUGGGAAGACUCGGUCAACAUCGGCAGGAAGCGAGAGUGGUUCAAGAUCGAAGAUGCCAUCAAGGUCCUCCAGUGCCACAAGCCCGUGCAUGCCGAGUACCUGGAGAAACUGAAGCUGGGCGGCUCCCCGACUAAUGGAAACUCAGCCGCCCCGUCCCCGCCGGAGAGCGAGCCCUAAUGAACAGAAACCAUGUUCCAGAUUACACUGAAAUAAAAUCAUUGAUGUGAAUCCAGUAUUCAGUGGUAUUGUCAAGUUCACCGGAGCACUUUUAAGGUUCCCAGGAAGACCACCCAUCUGGUUUUCCUUCUACAUCUUGGAACACUCCUCUGUCUAUUUUACCAACAUUUUUUGCUCUGGUUGUUGUACUAUUGUAUGUGAGCGGACUUAAUUCAGCACCUAUAGCCUUUUGUUGUGCUUUUCUGAUGUGUCUGCCUUCUUCAUUAGACUAUUACCUUUGAGAGCAAUGACUAUUUUUCCUUACUCUGCAUAUUGUGCAUCCAAGACAUUACUUGAAAUAUGGUUGGCAUCACUGGAGGUCUUUGAUUCAAUUAAUAUUUUGUAAUCUCUUUGUGGCAAAGCAUUUCCCUCCCAAUCUGGUGCUAGUAGAGUAUCUGCUGUCUCAGCACCAUGUGUGUAGCUCAUGUGCAUUAGGUGUUUCAUAAACAUUUCAGGACAGUUGAAGAUGUUCCAGGACAAGAAUUAGUACUCAUUUUAUGCCAUACCAUACAAUGGCUGGUACGGUUUUAAUAUUAUGGCAUCACUGAGGGUAACAUUUUAUAGAAUUAGUCCUUCAUGUAACAACUUUAGUGUUUUUGUACUGUUGUUAAUUUGCUUAAAAUUUUAUUCAAAAAUAUCACUUGCUAUAAAGGUAAUUGUAAAGACACUACAAUGAAAACCUAUAAUUGUGAGUUUUUAUAAAAAUAAAUUUUAAAAUAAUAUACAAAUAAUACAUUUAAUUUUUUGCAAUGCUCUAUUUCUUAAAUGUCAACAUUUCCUUGCAGAAAAAUGCUGAUUUUUUUUAUUUUCAAGAUUCAAUAUUCUGUAAUGUUUGAUGGUGAGCAUGAAGACAACCUGCUUUCAAAGCCGUUUGCAAAGCUCAUUAUGCCGUUUCAUUGCCUAAGUGUCUUUUGCCCCUCUCACUGUUCCUGUUGCCUGUGGUUGUCACCCCUUUCCUAGCUUCUCAGUACCACAUGCUUUCUGCAUGGAAAUUUGCAAAGGGCUGAGAGUGCUAAAUUGGUGUGACUUAGAAAGGCUUCAGGAAGAAAGACUGCUGUAAAAGAGGAACCCAAAAUGAAGAAUUGAAAUGAGGGAACUUGGUUCAACUCUUUCCAGAAGAAUAAGUUUAUGAUAAGGAUAAGGAAAUUUUACAGUUUUGCCACAGGGUGUGUGAUGUCAAUACUCUUACUCAGCUCAUUACAAGGGUUCCAAAGAGGUACUAAUAUGGCUGUUGUGUUUUACUUUUUCAUCAUAAACCAUUAUAUUGGGAAAGGCUUGAACUCCAAUUUAGUGUUAACACCCUUCCUCAUGGUACCAGUGAGAUGUAUUGUGUCCCCAUAUCUUACAGACUUUGAAAUAAAACCACAUCUUAUAAUUUACUGGAGUUUCUAUUUGUGAUAUGUACUGUGGUUUUGCUUUCUAAAGAAGCCCUUAUCUUUUAGAAAACUGUACUGAAAAUUUACAGAUACGCUACUGUUAUUUGCUUCAAUAUAAUCAGGGUGGUAUAAGUUUGUAUAUAGAUGAAACAAGAUUGGCUCUGAUUUGAUAAUUGUUGGAGCUGUGUGACAGAUGUUUGAGAAUUCAUUAUUCUCUAUACUUUUGUAUAUGUUUGAAAUUUUCCAUAAUAAAAGUUGCAAAGAUGUA